Molecule: messenger RNA, 1098 nt
Organism: Rhizoctonia solani
Lineage: Eukaryota; Fungi; Basidiomycota; Agaricomycetes; Cantharellales; Ceratobasidiaceae
Product: phosphotransferase enzyme family protein
Exons: 3
Coding region: 1-1098 (365 amino acids)
Source: RefSeq, a predicted model, not a curated record
AUGUACAACUUCAAGUCCCCCGAAGGCGUUCUUGUGUACCUCAAGAGCACUCGUUUCGUUGCUGCUAAUGUCCAGUUACUUUCGGGAGGCUCUUCGGCUUUCAUCUACCGAGUUGUGCUCAAGAGUCCUUUGGAAACAGGGGAUAAGUCCAUCGUAAUCAAACACUUCGAAGGCUACCCAUCUGCUUACGAGCCCAUGAAAUGGGGUGUCGAGCGCGCAGACCAUGAGUACGAAGCCCUUUCGGCAGUAGCCACUUCGGGACUAUUUGGUUCAGACAGUAUGGUUCAAUUGCCUCGGCCCCUUGAAUAUGAUCAAGAAACGCACACAAUCUUUAUGACCGACCUUGGCCCCCUUCUUCCUGUGGUCCAGAUAUUGCAACAAGGGCAUUCAAAUUUAACCGAAUUCGGAGGGAUACACAAGUUUGCUGAAACCGUUGGAUGGGCUCUUGGUGACUUCGUCGGGCGCUUCCACCACUGGUCCGCACUUCCUGAACAAGCAGCGCUCCGCGCAUAUUUUGCGCUUAACCCAAGUGUGAUUCGACAAAGCGUCGAUAUCCACCACUUAUGCCUCAACUUGACCGCUGAUCGGUUUCAAAUACGUGAAACCUGGAUGGAUGAUCUCGUUGCGAAGGAGCAACAGGAGGCCUUAACGGAUGGCGGUGUCCUAGUCAUGGGUGACUGCUCAUUACAUAAUGUCUUGGUAUCUCCGCCGUCAGAGGGUCGCGACAUGCGUAUAUAUCUUACUGAUUUGGAGAUGGCUCGAGCCAGUUAUCCUGAAGUGGAUAUCGGGGAGUUGACAGCGAUGACUGUAUCAAUUACGCGUCUUUAUAGCCCCAGUAUCGAACGCUUGUUCGUCGCAUCUGUGCAUAAAGCAUAUCAUCGACAUCGUGAUCUCGAUUCCAGGAGAAUGGCAAUCGCCACUGGGAUUGACCUCAUGGGCCUUGGUACUGUUGCGCCAUGGGCCAGAGAUCAGGAUGAGACCAAACUCAAAGAGUUAGCCUUGACAGGGUUAGAACUCUUGAGAUUAUCUGUCAAGGGAGACGAGAAUUCGAUUAGAAGGAAUGCCACCCUGAAGCAUCUAUUCUUGCCUCGGUCUUAG